UGCAUUCUCAUCAGGCACUAUAAAUUACUACCAUCUAUCUCUCCUUCAAUUGGCCAACACAAAAAGAAGUCUGCAUUUGCCCUUUCCUUUAGAAACGCACCAAUCUAUAUUGCUUAGGCUCAGCCAUUAUGUCUAUUACCACAACAAAAUUGGAAGAGAAUCCUGUUCGUAUAGCAUCUCUGCCUUCUCCUCUUCCACCACCUCCACUGCCACUAAUUACACGAAAAUGGCCCACAAACCUUAUGCAGGUAGUAUUCUUGGAGUUAAAACUACAACGAGGGAUAACCCUUCCCUUACUGGCGAUGAAUUUGGCAUGGUUUGCCAAGAUUGCUAUAACAACUGCUUUUCUAGGCCGGCUUGGAGAUCUCCGGUUAGCUGGUGGCACUCUUGGUUUCACUUUUGCUAAUGUCACUGGCUUCUCCGUUUUGAAUGGUCUCUGUGGUGCCAUGGAACCUAUUUGUGGUCAAGCUUAUGGAGCUAAAAAUUUUAGGCUGCUCCAUAAGACUCUUCUCAUGACAAUUUUCUUGUUGCUACUAGUAACCCUGCCUGCAUCUUUCUUAUGGCUUAAUAUUGAGAAAAUUCUCAUCCACUUUGGCCAACAAGAAGAGAUUUCACUUGUUGCAAAAACCUAUCUUUUCUAUCUUCUUCCUGACUUGGUCAUCACUUCCUUACUCUGUCCUCUCAAAGCCUACUUGAGCUCUCAAGGUAUAACGGUUCCAAUAAUGUUUAGCUCAGCUUUAGGUCUUGCUUUACACGUACCCAUUAACAUCUUUCUUGUAAAAUCCAAGGGUCUUGAGGGGGUAUCCAUGGCAAUAUGGAUAACCGAUCUUAUAGUUGUGAUUUUACUAGCUUCAUACGUGUUGGUGAAGGAAAAUAGCAAGGAAGGGAAGUGGAAGGAGGGAGGAUGGUUCGACCAAGGCAUUUGCGACUGGCGCAGGUUGCUAAAGCUUUGUGGACCAUGUUGCCUUACCACCUGCCUUGAAUGGUGGUGCUGGGAGAUCUUAAUCUUGCUAACGGGGCGGCUGGCGAAUGCCAAGCAAGCAGUGGGAGUGUUAGCCAUUGUGCUCAACUUCGACUACUUGCUCUUCUCUGUGAUGCUUUCGCUAGCAACUUGUGCUUCAAUUCGUGUGUCCAAUGAACUUGGGGCCAAUCAAGCAGGCCCUGCUUACCAGUCGGCGUAUGUUUCUAUGGCGUUGAGUUUAGUAUCAGGUUGCAUUGGUGCCCUGGUGAUGGUAGGAGCCAGAGGUAUUUGGGGGCCUUUUUUUAGCCAUGACAAGGGCAUUAUAAGAGGUGUAAAGAAGAUGAUGUUGCUUAUGGCUUUGCUAGAAGUGGUAAAUUUUCCUCUAGCAGUAUGUGGAGGAAUUGUCCGGGGUACUGCUAGGCCAUGGUUGGGUACUUAUUCCAAUCUUGGUGGGUUCUACCUUGUGGCCUUGCCGGUAGCCAUUCUUUUAGCAUUUAAAGCAGGACUCGGCCUUGGCGGGUUGCUGAUAGGUUUUCUGGUUGGGAUCACUGCGUGCAUGACGUUGUUAUUGGUGUUUGUAAUGAGGAUUGAUUGGGAAGUUGAAGCUGACAAGGCACAAAAACUAGCCAGUAACAUGCAAGAGACCACCCAAGAACGUGAAAAUGACAAAAACAGUGCAAUAAUCAAUGGUGCUAUCAUAUGAGAAUAACUUGGAAACAUUUGUUUUGCUUCUCAUUCUAGUGGACUCCUACCGGUGAUUUCAAGACAACUUCUAAUUUCAUCUGUAAUUAUAUGGCCAGCCAAUUAUCCA
Hevea brasiliensis (rubber tree) is the source of this 1772-nucleotide messenger RNA. Its product is annotated as protein DETOXIFICATION 56. The record is from RefSeq and is a predicted model, not a curated record. The transcript has a single exon. NCBI's taxonomy places the organism in Eukaryota, Viridiplantae, Streptophyta, Magnoliopsida, Malpighiales, Euphorbiaceae. Gene Ontology annotation, cellular component: membrane. Gene Ontology annotation, biological process: xenobiotic detoxification by transmembrane export across the plasma membrane. Gene Ontology annotation, molecular function: antiporter activity; xenobiotic transmembrane transporter activity. The coding region runs from base 129 to 1664 and encodes 511 amino acids.